Molecule: messenger RNA, 10831 nt
Organism: Hyla sarda
Lineage: Eukaryota; Metazoa; Chordata; Amphibia; Anura; Hylidae
Gene: COL12A1
Product: collagen type XII alpha 1 chain
Exons: 65
Coding region: 766-9999 (3077 amino acids)
Molecular function (GO): protein binding
Source: RefSeq, a predicted model, not a curated record
AAUUAAAACACUCAGUUGUCUGUUUAUGUAUGUAUUCACAAAGGAAUUACAGAAGAAUGACACAAGAACAAAUUGUAAAAAUAAAAAUAAUAUUCCAGAAUUAUUUUAAGUAUUUAAUAAAAUUGCCAUGUCAGGAGAGAUGACAGGUCCUUUUUAAGUACACUAUUCAAUCAAUCCUCCUACUUUAUAAAUGUACUUAUUGUUAUUAUACAUAUGUACUUUUGUUGUAAUGCACAAAACAUUACAGAAUACUGUAUGAAUGUAACACGAUUUCCCUGUGUAAUCCUGUAUUCGACCACGUUGAACAAAUGCUGCGGAGUCCAAUAUCUGGAAAUGGCACCUAAAAAGGUCAAAGCAAUGCAAAAUAGUCAAAGUUCAUAACUAUCUUUUUUUUGCAAUGAGCUGGAUGCUUAAGCAUGCAAAGAAUUGGGAAUCCCUGCCAAGUGUUUGCUACGAGAUGGAGUUCUGUUAUGACUGUAUCAGGAGGUAUAUUCACAAACACUUCUGUAUGGGGAGAAUUUAAGCCAACUUUCUACCACAAAAUCCAUAUGCUGCUGUACAGGUUGACAGAUUUUUCCGAUGCUAAAGAUUUUUUCCUACAGUCAGCUUUUUCUUGGAAUCCGGUCUUUUGGAGUUAACCAAGUUGGGCUGCUACUGUUCUCGGGCAGUUAAAGCCUAAGUCAUCUGCACGACAGGUCAAAUUGCUGUCCAGUUGGGCCUCCGACAGAUCUAAAUUUUGAAAUUGUAAAUGAGAAUACUGUUAGAAUGUCAUGGCAAAGGCCAGCUGAAAGGAUAAGAGGCUACAAGAUCACUAUUGUUCCAACAAUCGAUGGACCUGCAAAAGAAUUGGAUCUUCCAGCUUCCGCAACCCAAACUGUGCUAACAGAACUUAUACCAGAUGUUGAAUAUGUUGUCACAAUACUUUCAUAUGAUGAAUCGGAGGAAAGUUUACCUGUGUUUGGCCAACUUACAAUUCAAACGGGAGGCCGUGUAAUGACAGAAGACAAGAAAGUUGUAACCAGUGAUUCACCACGGUGUUCUAUAAGCGCAGUUGCUGAUGUAGUCUUCCUUGUUGAUGGCUCUUGGAGUGUGGGAAGAGCUAACUUCAAGUACAUCCUUGACUUUAUGUCUUCCUUGGUUUCGGCAUUUGACAUUGGAGAAGAGAAGACAAGGGUUGGUGUUGUCCAGUACAGCUCUGAUACCAGGACUGAGUUUAACCUGAACAAAUAUUUAAAUAAGAAAGAUUUAUUGGCUGCUAUUAAGAGAAUUCCCUACAAAGGAGGAAAUACGAUGACAGGUGAAGCCAUAGAUUACUUGAGAAGAAAUACCUUUGUCCAGUCUGCUGGAUCCAGGAAAGGAUUUCCUAGAAUUGCAAUUAUUAUUACUGAUGGAAAAUCCCAAGAUGAAGUGGAAAUUCCUGCAAAGGAGCUUCAGAAUUUAGGAGUCGAAGUGUUUACAUUGGGAAUAAAGGCAGCAGAUGCAAAGGAGCUGAAACAAAUGGCCUCCUUGCCUUCUUUAAAGCAUGUUUACAGUGUGGCCAAUUUUGAUAACAUAGUUGAUGUACAGAAUGAAAUCAUUACACAAGUUUGCUCCGGAGUCGAUGAACAACUAAGUGAACUUAUUAGUGGAGAAGAAGCUGUGGAUCCUCCCUCAGAUUUAACGGUCAAAGAAAUUUCUUCUAAAUCCAUGAAGAUCACCUGGAGGCCUUCACCGAGCCAAAUCACAGGCUACAGAGUUCAGCUUAUUCCAAUGUUGGCAGGAAGUAAACAACAAGCCUUAAAUGUUGGCCCUCAAACUACUAGCCUGACCCUGAAGGAUCUCUCCCCAGAUACAGAGUACCAGAUUAAUGUAUUUGCAAUGAAAGAACUCACAGCGAGUGAGCCAAUCUCAACACUGGAAAAAACCCAGGCAGUGAAAAUACGAGUGGAAUGUUCCGGUGGAGUGGAUAUAAAGGCUGAUGUUGUCCUCCUUGUUGAUGGCUCCUAUAGUAUUGGAAUGGCAAAUUUUGCUAAAGUCAGAGCCUUCUUGGAAGUGCUAGUGAAAAGCUUUGACAUCUCACCCAACAAAGUCCAGAUCAGUCUUGUACAGUACAGCCGAGAUCCAUAUACAGAAUUUGCUUUGAACAAGUAUGACAAGAUUGAAGAUAUUCUUCAGGCAGUGAAUACAUUUCCAUAUAGAGGGGGCUCUACUAACACUGGCAAGGCUAUGACUUUUGUCAGGGAAAAGGUGCUUGUUGAGGGCAAAGGAGCAAGAACAAAUGUCCCAAGAGUAAUGAUACUCAUUACUGAUGGAAAGUCCUCCGAUGCAUUUAAAGACCCAGCUAUAAGGUUAAGAAAUGCAGAUGUAGAAAUUUUUGCUGUUGGUGUUAAAGAUGCAGUAAGAAGUGAGCUGGAAGCUAUUGCUUCUCCACCUGCUGAUACCCAUGUCUACACAGUAGAAGAUUUUGAUGCUUUCCAAAGAAUUUCUUUCGAGUUAACCCAGUCCAUCUGUCUUCGUAUUGAACAAGAACUCCAAACAAUAAAGAGGAAAUCUUUGACUCCUGCUCGGAAUUUAACAUUCUCUGAAGUCACAUCCAGAAGCUUUAGAGUAAACUGGUCACCAGCAGCUGAAGAUGUUCUGUCAUACCUUGUUAAGUACAAAGUGGCUGUUGGUGGUGAAGAAAUCCUAGUGUCCAUUCCAGGCACCACUACCACCACAGUUCUUUCCAAUCUCCUUCCAGAGACCACUUACGCUGUUUCGGUUUCUGCAGAAUAUGAAGGAGGCGAAAGCCCUGCAUUAGAAGGGGAGGAAACAACUUUAGAAGUGAGGGGAGCACCUCGAAACCUUAUUGUAAGUGAUGAGACCACAGAUAGCUUUAAGGUGGGCUGGUCACCAGCUCCUGGAAAUGUCCUAAGGUACAGAAUUGGAUAUCGUCCUGUUUCUGGGGGAGAACGAAAAGAAGUAACAGUCCCAGGAAACGAAAGAGCUGUGACAUUAGUGAAUCUCUUGUCUGAUACCAAAUACCAUGUAUCUGUUACACCAGAAUAUCGCUCAGGUCCAGGGAAACCUUUAAUAGGAAAUGGAGCAACAGAGGAAGUAUUAGGAGAGCCAAGAAACCUGAGAGUUUCUGAUGCUACCACAUCUAGCUUGAAGUUAUCUUGGGAUGCAGCACCUGGUAAAGUAAAGCAGUACCUUGUGACAUACACACCAGCUACAGGAGGAGAACCCAAAGAGGUUACUUUAAGAGGAACUGUAACUAAUACAGUAUUAAGAGAACUCGAUGCUGGUACAACUUAUUCCCUCUCUGUAAAUGCUUUAUAUGGAUCAGGAGCUGGUUCUGCCCUGACUGGUGAAGGAACUACUCUGGAUGAGCGUGGGUCACCUCGCAAUUUAGUGACUAAGGAUAUAACAGACACUUCAAUUGGAACCUCAUGGACAGCGGCUCCUGGAAUGGUUCGAGGCUACAGGGUAACAUGGAAAUCGCUGUUUGAUGAUGCUUCAGGAGAGACAAAAGUGCCUGGUGAUGUAACAAAUGCAGUGCUGGAUAACCUUAAACCGGAGACAAAGUAUCAAAUCUCAGUUUUUGCUGAUUACAAAAGUGGAGAAGGACCUCCCCUUGAUGGAGAAGCUACUACAGAAGUAUCACCAGAUGCCAAGAAACUCAGAGUCACAGAUGAGACAGAAAAUACACUGAAGGUCACCUGGAAACCAGCUCCAGGGAAUGUGGUGAAUUACCGUGUUAUCUAUCGGCCACAAACUGGUGGAAGACAAAUGGUUGCUAAGUUGCCACCUACAGUCUCCUCUACUGUGUUAAAGAGGCUUCAACCCAGGACCACCUAUGAUAUUACAGUUGUCCCAGUGUACAGAUCAGGGGAUGGAAAGGCAAGACAAGGAGAGGGAACGACAGCUUCCCCAUUCAAGCCACCAAGAAACUUGAAAACAUCAGAUCCAACUAUGUCAACAUUUAGAGUGACAUGGGAACCAGCUCCCGGACAAGUCAAAGCAUACAAAAUCACCUUUCAUCCAUUAGAAGAUGAUGAGGAUAUUGGGGAAAUGAUAGUUGGCCCAUAUGAUAAUACAGUUGUUUUGGAAGAACUCAGGGCUGCAACAUCCUAUAAAGUAAAUGUUUUUGGAAUGUUUGAUAAAGGAGAGAGCGCCCCCUUGGUUGGAGAAGAAAUGACAACUCAGUCAGAUGCUCCUGAAGUUGCUGUUGAUGCUGGCCUGGAGUGCAAAACUAAUGCCGCUGCAGAUAUAGUAUUGCUAGUUGAUGGCUCUUGGAGUAUUGGCCGGCCCAAUUUUAGAACUGUCAGGGCCUUUAUCUCUCGAUUGGUUGAAGUUUUUGAGAUCGGCCCAGACAGAGUACAGAUUGCUCUUGCUCAAUACAGUGGAGAUCCCAGAACUGAAUGGCAACUAAAUGCCCAUGCAACAAAAAAGUCUCUAAUGGAUGCUAUAGCAAAUAUGCCUUACAAAGGGGGAAACACUUUGACAGGUUUGGCUUUGAAUUUCAUCCAUCAAAACAACUUCAAAGCAGCAGUUGGCAUGAGGCCCAAGUCACGCAAAAUUGGUGUACUCAUCACUGACGGAAAGUCACAGGAUGACAUUGUUGGACCAUCCAAAAAGCUGAGAGAUGAGGGAAUUGAACUGUAUGCUAUUGGUAUUAAAAAUGCAGAUGAAAAUGAACUGAAAGAAAUUGCUACUGAUCCUGAUGAGAUCUAUGUCUUUAAUGUCAAUGAUUUCAACCAGCUAACCAACAUUGUCGAGCCCGUUACAACAAAUUUGUGUAACAGUGUUAAGGGCGGAGGAGAUCUUCUGGAACCGCCAUCAAACCUGGUGACCUCAGAACCUACACCUCGAUCUUUUAGAGUCACAUGGGUUCCACCAUCUCACAGUGUAGACAGAUUCAGAGUGGAGUACACUCCUGUAGCUGGAGGCAGGACCCAAACGGUUACUGUUAGCAGGAAUGAUAGGUCAACAGUACUGGUUGACCUAAAACCUGAAACUGAAUAUGAAGUCAAAGUAUAUUCAGUGGUAGAAGGAGAAAGCAGUGAUCCUUUGGUUGGACAAGAAACUACAUUGCCCAUCCCUAACAUCAGAAAUCUUAACAUUUACGACAUUGGAACAACAACAAUGCGAGUCAGAUGGGAAGCGGCUCCUGGGGCUACUGGAUAUCAGUUGUUAUAUGAGCCUGUCAAUGCUACUGUUCCUUCUACAGAAAAAGAGGAACGUUUUGAUGCAUCAGUCACUGACGUGCGACUGGAGAACUUAUUCCCAAACACUGAGUAUACAUUGACUCUUUAUGCGCUUGUUGAUGAUCUUACCAGUGACCCACUCACAGCUCAGGAAGUCACACUGCCAGUCCAAGGUCCUAGAAAUGUAAGACUUCGAGAUAUCACUCAUAGCUCAAUGAAUGUGUUGUGGGAUCCUGCCCCUGGAAAUGUCAGAAAAUAUAUAGUGAGGUACAAAGCAGAGGCAGAAGAAGAUUUCAAAGAGGUGGAAGUGGAUGGAUCAAGAACAAGCACUCCUUUAACUGACCUUUUCUCAGAAACUCUAUAUGAUGUCAGUGUUACUGCAGUAAUGCAAGAUGGAUUAUCUUCUCCUCCACGUUUUACACAAGGGACCACAGCUCCAGUGCCGGCACCAGUCAACCUCAGAUUUUCAGAAACAACUAAGGACAGUUUUAGAGGGACCUGGGACCAUGGUGCACCUGAUGUGGCAUUGUACAGGAUAAGCUGGGCACCCGUUGGACAGCCAGAGAGAAAGAAAGAGACCAUUCUUGAAGGAGAAAAGAACACCUUGGUAUUUGAAGACCUUGAUUCUGAUACACCAUAUGAAGUCUUUGUGACUGCGAUCUACCCUGAUGAAUCUGAAAGUGAAGAUCUUAUAGGAGUUGAGAGAACAUUACCAAAGAUCCUGACAACAACUCCAAGUCCAAGAAAUGGUCCUCGCAACUUGCAAGUUUAUAACGCAACCUCCAACAGCCUGACUGUGAGAUGGGACCCAGCCACUGGCAGAGUGCAGCGAUACAGGAUAUUUUAUCAACCUGCUGUGGGAGAUGGAGUUGAACAAACGACAACUGUUGGUGGAAGGCAGAACAGUGUUGUGCUGCAGAGACUUCAGCCAGAUACUCCAUACACUAUAACUGUAGCAUCUCAGUAUGCUGAAGGAGAAGGAGGAAGAAUUUCAGGAAGAGGAAAGACAAAGCCUUUAAGCACAGUCAAAAAUCUGAGAGUAUAUGACCCAACUACAAGUACUUUAAAUGUAAGAUGGGAAGCAGCUGAAGGAAAUGUGCGCCAAUAUAAGGUUUAUUAUGUACCCACUGCUGGAGGAUCCGAGGAAGUGACAACUGUUCCUGGAAAUACCAUCUACACUGUACUAAGGGGACUUCAGCCAGACACACCUUAUACAGUAACCGUGGUCCCUGUUUAUGCUGAAGGAGAUGGUGGACGCAUGUCUGACACUGGAAGGACAUUGGCAAGAGGAACUGCCAGAAAUCUUCAAGUUUACAACCCAACAACAAAUACACUAAAUGUUCGAUGGGAUCCUGCUCCUGGACAGGUUCAGCAGUACAGAGUCAACUAUGCUCCACUUCUCGGAACUACGGCUUCAGAAUAUGUUGUGAUUCCUGGCAAUACUCAUAAUGUGUUACUGGAGCGCCUGAUCCCUGAUACUCCUUACUCUGUAAAUGUGGUGGCCAUGUAUGCGGAUGGAGAAGCAGAACCAAGUACUGGAGAGGGAAAAACAUUACCUCGCAGUGGGCCAAAGAACAUUAAAGUUUUUGGAGAGACAACCAACAGUCUCUCAGUCAACUGGGAUCAUGCCGAUGGUCCAGUUCAACAAUAUAGAAUUAUCUAUUCACCUACUGUUGGUGAUCCUAUUGAUGAAUAUGCAACUGUUCCUGGUAGAAGAAACAAUGUAGUCCUGCAGCCUUUGUUGCCAGACACUCCAUAUAAAAUUACUGUGGUGGCUGUGUAUGGAGAUGGCGAUGGCGGGCAACAAACUGGAAAUGGCAGAACAGUUGGCUUACUUGCACCAAGGAAUCUGCAAGUUUCUGAUGAAUGGUACACCAGAUUCCGGGUAUCUUGGGAUAGAGCAACCUCUCCAGUUCUUGGCUAUAAACUUGUAUACCAGCCAAAUGAUUCUGAUGAAUCCAUGGAAGUAUUUGUUGGUGAUGUGAAUUCAUACACUCUUCAAAAUCUAAAUCCUGGAACUACCUAUGACGUUCAGGUGUAUGCUCAGUAUGACACUGGACUAAGUUCACCACUCAAAGGACCUGGAACAACCUUGUACCUAAAUGUGACUGACCUGUCAAGCUACCAAGUGUCAUGGGAUUCAUUUUGUGUUAGGUGGUCACCUCACAGAGCGGCAACAUCCUAUAGAGUCAAGCUAACUCCAGUUGAUGGAUCUCGAGGACAGGAAAUAACGGUGCCUGGAUCAGAGUCAUCGAAUUGUUUUACUGGUCUGAACCCCGACACUGAAUAUACUGCCACUGUAUAUGUACAGACACCAAACCUUGAGGGCAGAGGAGUUUCAACCAAAGAACGUACUACGAUAAAGCCAACAGAAUUACCAACUCAACCUCCUGCUCCUCCUCCGCCACCCACAAUUCCUCCAGCCCGUGAAGUGUGCAAAGGGGCAAAAGCAGAUAUUGUCUUCUUGAUCGACAGCUCAUGGAGUAUUGGUGAUGAUAACUUCAACAAAGUCCGCCAAUUCAUUUUUAACACCAUUGGAGCUUUUGAUGUUAUCAAUCCUGCUGGCAUCCAGGUUUCAUUUGUACAGUUUAGUGAUGAAGCUCAAACUGAAUUUAAGCUGAAUACAUAUUCUGAUAAAGCCCAAGCUCUGGGUGCACUAGCUAACAUCCGAUACAAGGGAGGAAACACAAAAACAGGAAAAGCCUUGAAGUUUGUACGUGAUAAAGUUUUGACUUAUGACAAUGGAAUGAGAAGAUCUGUUCCCAAAGUUCUAGUAGUAGUGACUGAUGGAAGAUCUCAGGAUGACGUGAAGAAGUCUGCCAGGGAUAUUCAGCACUCUGGCUUUAGCGUCUUCGUGAUUGGCGUGGCUGAUGUGGAUUAUACUGAACUUACAAAUAUCGGUAGCAAACCAAGUGAACGGCAUGUCUUCAUUGUGGAUGAUUUUGAUGCUUUUGAAAAGAUUGAAGACAAUCUGAUCACCUUUGUGUGUGAAACUGCAACUUCAACUUGCCCACUUAUGUACCUUGAUGGCUAUACAUCCCCUGGCUUUAGGAUGCUAGAAGCAUAUAACCUUACAGAAAAGACUUUUGCGUCUGUCCAAGGUGUCUCAAUGCAACCCGGUUCUUUUAACAGUUUUCCUGCGUACAAUCUGCACAAAGAUUCCUUCCUCUCCAUACCAACCACUGAACUACAUCCUGACGGAUUACCACCAUCCUACACUAUCAUCCUAUUAUUCCGUGUGCUCCCUGAAACCCCCAAUGAGCCAUUUUCAAUAUGGCAGGUCACAGACAAGGGCUACAAACCACUGACAGGAGUGACUCUGGAUGGAUCCAAACAAACACUCUCAUUCUUUAACAAGGGAGCUACAGGAGAAACUCAGACAGUAACAUUUGAUGGUGAUGAAAUAAAGAAGCUCUUCUAUGGAAGCUUUCACAAGGUUCACAUUGUAGUUUCUCCUACAUAUGUGAGAAUUUAUGUUGACUGUAGUGAAGUGGCAGAGAAACCAAUUAAGGAAGCUGGUGCAAUCUCUACAGAUGGCUAUGAAGUACUUGGGAAGCUCAGGGGCGACAAGAAAUCUGCUCCAUUCCUUCUCCAGAUGUUUGACAUUGUAUGUACUGUAACCUGGACAAGCCGUGAUAGAUGCUGUGAUAUUCCUUCAAUGAGAGAUGACACUAAGUGCCCAGCACUACCACAUGCUUGUACUUGUGCACAGGACAGUGUUGGAGCUCCAGGACCAGCUGGCCCAUCUGGUAUGCCUGGUAGCAAAGGCCCCAGAGGUGACAGGGGUGCAGAUGGACCUUCUGGCCCCCCAGGGCAGCGAGGUGAUCAAGGUCCACCUGGUCCACAAGGAAUUCCUGGGCCUCAAGGACCUCCUGGACUUUCUAUUCCUGGAGAACCUGGUCGUCAAGGAAUGAAGGGUGAUCAAGGUGACCCUGGUUUGCCAGGAAGAAUGGGAUCUCCUGGUGUAACUGGACCACCUGGACCUAUGGGACCACCAGGACCAAGGGGUUUCACAGGCAAAGAUGGAGCUGUCGGACCCAGAGGUCCACCUGGUCCCAUGGGAGCACCAGGAGCACAAGGAGCCCCAGGUCCAAGUGGGAAACCAGGAAAACAAGGAGAUAAUGGUUUACCUGGUCCUUCAGGACAGAAAGGAGACAAAGGUGACAGGGGAGAUAUGGCUUCCCAGAAUAUGAUGAGGGCGGUUGCACGACAAGUUUGUGAACAGAUGAUAAACAGCCAAAUGAGCAGAUUUAAUCAAAUGCUGAACCAGAUUCCAAAUGACUAUUAUUCCAAUCGCAAUCAACCAGGACCUGCAGGUCCACCAGGUCCUCCAGGCAGUGCUGGAGCGAGAGGUGAACCUGGACCUGCAGGCAGUAAUGGAUUCCCAGGACCACCUGGUCUUCAAGGACCAGCUGGAGAAAGAGGUUUACCGGGAGAAAAGGGAGAAAGAGGCAACCCUGGAACUGGAUCUCAAGGACCAAGAGGGGUUACUGGGCCUCCAGGACCACCAGGUGACUCUAGGACAGGACCCCCAGGAUCUCCAGGCUCCACAGGGCCACCAGGACCUCCUGGUCGGCCAGGUAACCACGGCAUUAGAGGUCCAACAGGUCCAGCUGGAUACUGUGAUGCAUCACUAUGUGCAAGCAUUCCUUACAACGGUCAAGGAUACCCAGAACCUUAUCAGCCUGAAAGUGGACCCAUUGAACCUGACCAACCUUACGUAGUCCAAAUGCCACCAGAAAGACCAGAUGAUGAGGACUACGAACAUCAUGAAUAUGCGGAACAUAUGAGGUGGAGAAGAUCCUUAAGAAAGAAUGUAGUGAAAUCAUAAAUGGUUUUGUAUUUUGUUUACUAUGUGUGUCAUUUCCUUAUGUGAACAGCAGAUACAUGCAGAGUAAGCAGAUUUUAUGUUUCCACAAGUCAGUUCAGGAUCCUGCAGUCAUGAGAUGCACUUACACUUAUGUACACAUGCCGUUUUCUGUGAGUGCUGAAUCAAAUAGAUCUCAUCAUAUGAACCACAUGCAAAGUUUUGUCUGAUGCUCCCUAUAUUGCGUGUAAAAUAUGUUGUGCUUGCAGUGUCAAUUGCCUUGUCCUAAUGUGUGAAUAAAGAUGAUAAUUUUAUUGCAAUGUUACCUAGUACAAACCUAGACCAGGAACAAACUUCCAAGCAGCUUUGUGUCUGAACAAUGUUGCCUGUACCCUGCCUUUAAAGCCAAAUUGCCACCCAAGUAAUCAUACCAUCUGUUCUGCCAUAACCCCUCCCCAUCCAAAGCCUCAAUUAUACAUUGCGGGGGAUAUAAUGCUUUUAUACUCUGUCUACCUGUAAGCAUCCAGAAAAAAAAAACUUUUUACAUAUCUAAAUAUAAAGUGCCCAUUAGAUUCAGGAUUAUAUUGUAGACACAUUAACAGUUACAUUUAUGUCAACUUGCAGUUGAUCCUGCAGAAGAUGAAAUUGCAUGUUUGUGCUGUAUAUUUAGUAUGGACAAUUGUCAGAAUAUAAUGUUUUCAAAGUUUCUUAGUUUCUUAGUUCUCAAAGCAGUUUGAAGACUAUGAAAAUAGAUUUGCUAUUUCAGGAUUUUUAACAGCAAAUUGUGAAUUUCACUGCCUUAUAUUUUUAUUUAUUUCUAAGAAAAAGAGGCGUUUUUUUCAAUAAAACUACUGAA